AUGCUCAACACACGCCCAUUGACGUAUGUACCGUCAGAGUCGACAGAUGGAAUCAUCACGCCAAACCACUUCAUUGCCCCAACUCGCUCACUGGGACUUCCUGACGAUAUCCAGUCAGAUGACUACAUGCCCCAAAGAGAUCCAGUCGCUACUAUUACGUCGCUGCAGAAGAAGCAGCAAGCUGCACUGGACACGUUCUGGAAGUUGUGGAGAGAUGACUAUAUCCUUGCACUUCGCAGCCGACAGCCAAUCAACCAUCGUCUCAGGAGGAGCCGAACCACUGAUCCCAAGAUUGGCGACAUGGUCAUGAUCAAGAACGACCAGCUACCACGUGGAAUGUGGAAGAUGGGAAAAAUCAGAGAACUGCAUGACAGCGCGCAGGACGGCAAGACUCGUUCGGCGACAGUACAGACGACCAACUCCAUCCUGAACCGACCGAUCAACCACCUCUACCCACUAGAAGUGACCGCAAUGGAGGAGAAGGAGAACACUGAUGUGAUCGACAACGGCAGCACUGAUGUUGCUAGCAGCAGGCCUCAGCGCAUGGCCGCCCAGAAGGCAAAGGAAAGGCUCAAUGCACAAAUGCAGGCUGAGCUGGUGUCUGUAGCUUUCACCUUCGUUUCUACGUAUGUAUGUAUGUAG
Molecule: messenger RNA, 642 nt
Organism: Sycon ciliatum
Lineage: Eukaryota; Metazoa; Porifera; Calcarea; Leucosolenida; Sycettidae
Exons: 1
Coding region: 1-642 (213 amino acids)
Source: RefSeq, a predicted model, not a curated record